Paramecium tetraurelia is the source of this 1075-nucleotide messenger RNA. RefSeq lists its product as uncharacterized. Lineage: Eukaryota; Ciliophora; Oligohymenophorea; Peniculida; Parameciidae. The record is from RefSeq and is a predicted model, not a curated record. The transcript is spliced from 5 exons.
AUGAAAUAACCAUCCUACCGAUGCACAGAAAAGCUUUGGAAACCAAUAGUAAGACCGCCCAGACAUAAUUAUCGAGUAAAGGACAUGGGAAAUGAGAUUUUCAUGGUAUAAGAUACUGUUACUAAACGAUUUGACUUUGAAUUUUAAAACUCCAGAGGAUUGACUUUGUAAUGCAGCUUAUUUGAACCUAUAAGAAUGUAAGACAAACCACAUCCAUGUAUGAUCUAUUUACAUGGGAACUCUAGCAGCAGAGUGGAAGCCUUAACCAUUGUUGAAUACUUGCUCCCUAACAACAUAGCAGUCUGUGGAAUUGAUCUAUCUGGUUCUGGAUAAUCGCAAGGUGAAUACAUUUCCUUAGGCUAUUAUGAAUCCAAAGAUGUUAAUGACCUCUAUGAACAUUUGAGAUAGAAGAAACCUUUCAUUACACAAAUUGGAUUGUGGGGCAGAUCCAUGGGCUCAGUGACAGCCAUUCUUGCAGCCACUCUCAAUUAUAAUUUCAAAGUAUUGGUGUGCGAUAGUCCUUUCUCCAAUUUAACUCAUCUCUGUUAAGAAUUAGCCUCAAAUAGUUAUAGCAUACCCAGUUGUUGCUUCAAUUGUUUCUGGUGUCUCGUGAAAGCCAAAAUUAGAAGAGAGGCCAAAUUUAACAUUGAAGACCUCAAUAUCUCACAGGCCAUUCAAACUCUACCUAUUGAUGUUUCCAUUGUUUUCUUGUCAGCCAGAUAAGAUCAAUUAAUCGUUGAAAAACAUCCCAAAAUUCUCAUGGAAAAAUUUAGAGGAACCAAAGUACUAAAACAAUUUGAAGGGACUCACAAUUCAAAAAGACCUUAGGAUAUUAUGAAAGAAACUGUCUAAUUUGUAAGAAUUCAAUUUGAUAAACAUUCCUUAAAUUAAAACACUAACCAAGGAACUACUAAGAUUACUAAUACCACCAAAGAUUAGAUUCCUAUUCCUGAUGUUGAUGCACCCCUUUUGAGCUCAGAAAAACCAUAUUUGUUCAAAACGGACAAGUGAAGGCUAUCUGAACAAUAAGUGAUUAAAUCUAUAUUUAAAAUAAUAAUAUCUAUUUAUUUGUAUC